Messenger RNA from Aspergillus chevalieri, 1755 nucleotides. RefSeq names its product transcription factor TFIIIB subunit BDP1 (gene BDP1). Gene Ontology annotation, cellular component: transcription factor TFIIIB complex. Bases 1 to 1755 code for a protein of 584 amino acids. The transcript has 2 exons. NCBI's taxonomy places the organism in Eukaryota, Fungi, Ascomycota, Eurotiomycetes, Eurotiales, Aspergillaceae. The record is from RefSeq and is a predicted model, not a curated record. Gene Ontology annotation, biological process: transcription by RNA polymerase III; RNA polymerase III preinitiation complex assembly. Gene Ontology annotation, molecular function: RNA polymerase III general transcription initiation factor activity; TFIIIC-class transcription factor complex binding.
AUGAAAGCCUUCUCCAGCUCGGUCAUCAACAAGUCGGGCAAGAAGUUUGCCCCAAAAGCGCCCGUCCGACGCGCCGCGCCAGCUGCACCACCAAGGAGACCAAGUGCAGCCCAGCAAACACCCGUUCCGACUCCCCAGCAAUCACAGCCUGCUGCGACAGAGACCGCGACUACCCCUACACCCGAGCCACCUGUUUUCGCGCCUGAGCCGUCCGUCGCCGCAGCGGAACCGCCGGUCGCAGAUUCAUCCGUUACCCAGAAGACGGCAGAUUCAAAGCCAAACCAAGCCGCGACAGCUGUUCCCAUUCCUGCGCCAAACCGAAAAGCGUCCGUUUCUACACCUAUCCCUAGACCUUCUUCGAAACCUGCCGCUCCUCAAACUACCCCACCCCCGCGCAAGACACCAUUUACUGAACCGGCGCCUGUAUCUGCGCCUGCACCUUCAAGACCUGAGGCUGAGGUCAGAACCGAAGAGAACGUACUCCCAGACGCUACCCAUGAAACAGCUCGCGAUGGAACCUUAGCAUCACCUCCACCGUCGCAAGCUCGGCGCCCUUCAACCAAUGCGACUGAGGUCCGCCCAACGAAACGUCAGAAAACUGCUGCUGCUACGGAAUCAGUAGCGCCAUCCGUGGAAGCUCCAUCAGCGGAAGCGCAACCGCUUACUCCUCCAGCUACACAGACUGAGACCGAAGAGACUGCCAACCCUGAAAUUGAAUUGCGAGCUACCCCUGCCAGCAAAGCUCGGAAGACGACGAAACCAAGGAGUAGGAAGCCAGCGCAAAAUGAGACGGAGGAUGGAACGAGUACGCAGCGCAAAAGGAAGCCACGUGUGCGACAGCCACGUGAACCAACCCCUGAAGGCGCAGAGAAUAUCGAGAUCGCGCCGACAGCCAUGAAGAUGUCAGACCUCUGCAAGGAUGUACGGACAGGAAAGAUGUCCAAGAGGGAACUGGAAUUACGGAAUAUGGAAACGGCAGAACAAGAACGCAAAGAAAAGGUACAACAGGAAGGCGAAGAUACCGAGUCGAUACCUAUAAAGCAGAAUGGGGAAGCAGCAUCCUCGGCACCACCGCAGGACGGGAAUUCCGAGGGUAAGCAGCAAGGAGGGCAAGCAGGACCGGUGAUGAGAAUCGUCAAUGGGGAAAUUGUGCUUGAUACAGCGUCUUUGCAAGUCGACCGUCACGCGGAUGCAGCUCGGGAUCUGGGAGAACUGGAGGAUGUCGUUGAAAACUCGCUUACACGCAAGGUCAACCAAGCCAGUUACGGCAAGCGAUCCAAGACCGAAUCUUGGGACGAAGAGAUGACCGACCUCUUCUACAGAGGACUGCGGAUGUUCGGCACUGAUUUCAUGAUGAUCAGUAAAAUGUUCCCCGGUCGAUCCAGGCGCCAGAUAAAACUCAAAUUCAACAACGAAGAGCGCAAAAAUCCCGGCUUGAUCAAGGAUACGCUUCUCGGCCCGAGCGAGUCCAUCGACAUCGCAACUUACUCCGAGAUGACAAACACGGUUUACGAUGACCCCAAGUUCAUCCAGCAAGAACUGGACGAAGAGAAGAAGCGCAUUGAGGACCAACAUGCCAAGGAGAAGGCAGCGCAAGAGGAAUUGCUUCGCAAUCCGGACGGCGCGAAUGAAGGCAACGCUGCUGAUAAGAACAACGGAGCACCAACAAAGGGCAAGCGGAAUAGCAAAAAGCAAGCUAAGAACGUCGCCGGCGGGACGGAAGAAGUUGUUGGCUCGAUUGAUGAUUUUCCAUGA